AUGUCUGUAAUUCGUAAAAAGUUAGUGAUAGUUAGGGACGGAUCUUGCGGUAAAACUUGCCUUCUAACUGUAUUAAGCACAGACAGGUUUCCUGAAUUUUAUAUUCCAACUGUUUUUGAAACUAGCGUCACAGACAUUGUAAUGAAUGGGAAUGUGGUAGAGAUGGGCUUAUGGGACACAGCCGGCCAGGAUGACUAUGAUAGACUGAGACCUCUUUCAAUCCCGACACCGAUGUUAUUCUUAUGUGUUCCAGAUAGUUUAGAAAAUGUAUCUGAAAAAUGGACACCAGAAGUGAAACACUUUUGUUACAAUGUUCCAAUUGUUCUUGUUGGAAAUAAGAAAGACUUAAGAAAUGAUGAAUCAACUAAGCGUGAACUUGAAAAAAGAAAACAAGAAGUAGUAACGUUUGAAAGUGGACGUGCGAUGGCGGAACAUAUCGGAGCAGUGUGUUAUCUAGAAUGUUCUGCUUUGAAAAAUGAAGGAGUGAGAGAAGUGUUCGAAGAAGCAACAAGGGCUGCGUUAAAAGGGGAGGAAAAGAAGAAAAGAAUUAAAUGUAAAAUAAUGUGACUUGUGUGUUUCGACUAGGAAAAUGUAAGGACUGAACUUUUAUAUAUCUGUCAAGAACAAUGACGGAAUGAUUAAGGGAGGUGAUCGAGACAGAAAAGGUUUCGCGUUAAAUGAACAGCUAAAGAAGAGAGAAAGUUGUUAUCAGAAUAAUUUGCUAAGGACAAUAGUGAGGUUGGAGAAGUACCAGUAUUUCAGGCAGCAGAAUAACAUCUGCUCGAACGGCGAAGAAAAUGAUGGCGAUAACAUGAAGAAUAAUGUAACAUUUGAGACAUUUGAAACACUAUUUUAAACGGUUACACAUUUCGUCACAGUUUCGUUUGUGUCAAUGAUUAUAAACAUUUGCGAUUUUAUUUCUUUUGGAAAAAAAAAACAUUAAUAUCUAGUAAAGGUUCAAUAUAACCACGAUGGCUUGACGCAUUUAGACUGCCUUACACAAUUUUAGAAAUAAUUGUAACAUCAUAAAUAUGACUAUACAUGUAUAUUGUUGCAUUCUUAGAAUUCAUUUAGUUUUUUUGCCAAGUAACUCCCGAAUAUUCCGUGGACUUUCAUAGCAUUGUGCAUUGUAUUAUAAACUUUGCAAUCAUUUAAAUUAUUGAACUAAUUACUAAAUGACUGACCAUUGCUCUCUAAUCAUUAUAUGUAUACUAGUUAUAUUAUCAUAUUACAUUCCAUCACAGCGUUAGUUUACAUAUGUUUUAUCUGUUGUAUAAAAUACAGCGAAAAAUGAAAAAUUGCGAUGAACGAUUUGAUCGAAUGGUUUUAUAUUAUGCUUUUAUGGUGAAUCCUGUUAAUUUCAAUUUAAUGUUGCUAAUAUUAUUUUAAAAUGAUAAUCAAAAAGAUGUUUAUUAACAUAAUAGUCUCUAAUCCAAAGCCAACAAAACUACCGAUCCAAACAUUACUGUUGCUUAACGAUAAGAUAUGAAGCAUACGUAUAUUCAAUUUUGUCAAAAUUUUGUGUUGGUAUUCGGAAAAGAAAAUAAAUCGACAAAUAACAACAACACUAUGAGUGAUAUACUCUGAAUGAUAUAGAUUUUAUC
Molecule: messenger RNA, 1604 nt
Organism: Ruditapes philippinarum (Manila clam)
Lineage: Eukaryota; Metazoa; Mollusca; Bivalvia; Venerida; Veneridae
Product: ras-like GTP-binding protein RHO
Exons: 1
Coding region: 1-567 (188 amino acids)
Biological process (GO): small GTPase-mediated signal transduction; cell migration
Molecular function (GO): GTPase activity; GTP binding
Source: RefSeq, a predicted model, not a curated record